Molecule: messenger RNA, 675 nt
Organism: Zychaea mexicana
Lineage: Eukaryota; Fungi; Mucoromycota; Mucoromycetes; Mucorales; Lichtheimiaceae
Exons: 4
Coding region: 1-675 (224 amino acids)
Source: RefSeq, a predicted model, not a curated record
AUGUCAAGCGAAGAUUGGUCCCAGAUUUUGCUCAUGCAGCAACAAAAUGAGAUCUUGGAAGUUGGAAAUCGCGCUGGAAUAACGCAGUAUCUGAACUGCAUUAUCGCAACCAUCGGUACGCUGCAACGGCUCCGUAUACUUUCCUUGCGAAAUUUCCUUCACAUGUUCAGCGAGAAUCCUCUUUGCGAUCUUACUCCGCUUCGACGUUUGCAACAGCUUGGAAAAAAUGCGUCUCACGAACAUACUCAUCGACAACCAAGUGUCGACGACUUUCUCACAGAGGCAGGAUGGAUUGUGUGGGCACAACGACUUGAGGAAACCAAAAUACUGAAUCUGGAACUGACAGCCGUGAAAGGUGUUACUGGUGCUGUCCUUGAGCAUUUUGAACAAGUCGAAAGCUCGGUGCUAUUGCGUGUUUCACGGAUCUAUAGUCUCACCAAUGCAGGCAUCAAUGCUUUUCGUAUCAUUAAAGGAUCUAGUAAAAAGAUUGAAGUCGUGGGGUGUUCAGGAUUAUCUCGGACAGAUGAUCUUCAUCCAGGAUUGAUGGAAAGGCAGCACGAUGUGGAUCUGGUCGGCAGCGAGUCUGGUGCCCUUUCAAACGGGAGCGCGAAUUUUUACGUACUUCCAUUUUCGGCGAUUGCAGUGUGGGCUUUCUUGCCCUUCCGUGAAAUUUGA